AUGGAGCCAGAGUGCUGUGCAACCCGCAACCAGGUGCAGCCAAAAGAUAAAGACCAAAUCAAACCCAAAGAUGAGUACUCGUACUUCCUGAACACCAAAGAUGAGGAUCACAUUCAGGCCAAGGAUGGUGAUGACCUGCUGGAGCCCAAGUAUGCGGAUGGCAUGCUGGGGCCCAUGGAUGGGGAUGACGUGCUGGAGCUAAAGGAUGGGGAUGAUUUGCUGGAGCCCAAGGAUGGAGAUGACGUGCUGGAGACUAAGGAGGGGGAUGACUUGCUGGAGCCAAAGGAUGGGGAUGACUUGCUGGAGCCAAAGGAUGGGGAUGACUUGCUGGAGCCAAAGGAUGGGGAUGACUUGCUGGAGCCAAAGAAUGGGGAUGACUUGCUGGAGCCAAAGGAUGGGGAUGACUUGCUGGAGCCAAAGGAUGGGGAUGACUUGCUGGAGCCAAAGGAUGGGGAUGACUUGCUGGAGCCAAAGGAUGGGGAUGACUUGCUGGAGCCAAAGGAUGGGGAUGACUUGCUGGAGCCAAAGAAUGGGGAUGACUUGCUGGAGCCAAAGGAUGGGGAUGACUUGCUGGAGCCAAAGGAUGGGGAUGACUUGCUGGAGCCAAAGGAUGGGGAUGACUUGCUGGAGCCAAAAAAUGGGGAUGACUUGCUGGAGCCAAAGGAUGGGGAUGACUUGCUGGAGCCAAAGGAUGGGGAUGACUUGCUGGAGCCAAAGGAUGGGGAUGACUUGCUGGAGCCAAAGGAUGGGGAUGACUUGCUGAAGCCCAAGGAUGGGGAUGAUGAGCUGCAGCUUAAAGAAGCCUCGGAGUCCCCAUCUGGAGAGGAAACCACUAAUAUCCCCAGGUCGUACUGCUCUUCUGGUAUCGACCCUAAGUGUCUAGAUGACUCCCACUCCCCCGCCCUCAACUUUUUCCCUCAUUAA
Scylla paramamosain (green mud crab) is the source of this 924-nucleotide messenger RNA. Its product is annotated as iron-regulated protein FrpC-like. Bases 1 to 924 code for a protein of 307 amino acids. The record is from RefSeq and is a predicted model, not a curated record. Lineage: Eukaryota; Metazoa; Arthropoda; Malacostraca; Decapoda; Portunidae. The transcript is spliced from 3 exons.